AUGAAGGUGAACCCACUGCCAUCCGUGUCCGACGAGGUCAAGGUGAACAUCGUGGUGGUGAAGGUCCCAGCCGAGUUCGUGAGCGCGAGCGUGGUCGCGUCCGUGGACUUGGUAAUGCUGGCCCCUCCAUCGGUCACGGUCAAGCCUCCGGCCGUGAUCGUUGCCCCACCGUUCUCAACUUUUAACCCGCCCGAUGUAAUCGUGGAUGGUCACCGCGGCGGGCGCCACCAUGCGGCCACCUUGAAGACGGACGUGGGGGUGGCGCCGGCCUUGGCGUCGAUGAAGGUGAACCCACUGCCAUCCGUGUCCGACGAGGUCAAGGUGAACAUCGUGGUGGUGAAGGUCCCAGCCGAGUUCGUGAGCGCGAGCGUGGUCGCGUCCGUGGACUUGGUAAUGCUGGCCCCUCCAUCGGUCACGGUCAAGCCUCCGGCCGUGAUCGUUGCCCCACCGUUCUCAACUUUUAA
Phytophthora sojae is the source of this 464-nucleotide messenger RNA. RefSeq lists its product as hypothetical. The record is from RefSeq and is a predicted model, not a curated record. Lineage: Eukaryota; Oomycota; Peronosporomycetes; Peronosporales; Peronosporaceae. The annotation marks the transcript as partial. The transcript has 4 exons.